AUGAAGCUGAAACCAGACGAUCACCAACCACUGAAUACUCAGUUAAGGUCGCUUAUACAAGCAGAUAACAUCGCAGAAGUCGAGGAGCUCUUGAAUCGAAACAGGCUCUUAGCCAAUGCCUCCAUCUUCUACGAGACUGAAAAGAGCCAACGGCCUGUAAAAUGUCUCGUCCUUCCACUGACCAUUGCCGCAAUAUUCGGUCGAGUUGCUAUCCUUGAGAUGCUAUUGUCCAAGUUCAAUACCGACGUCAAUGCCCCCAUUGGCACAGGAAGUCCAUCACUUCAUCUCGCGGCCGAGUAUGGCUGGCUGGUCGCUGCCACUCGUCUCUUAUCUCACGGGGCGGACAUCAAUCGGAUUGACGUGUGGGGAUGGACUGCUUUGCAUCACGCAUGCAGAAAUGCCCGAACAGAUGUCGUUAGGUUUUUCCUAGAGAAAGGGGCAAAUUCACGGCUACGAGCAAAUGGACGCCGCACAGCGUUCUCCCUUGCGUGUUCUCAAGGAAGCUUGCAGCUGCUGAACCUCCUCUGGAAUCAGGGGCCGGAGGCACAAAUCAGCAUGCCAGAUCUCCGAGGACAUCAGCCCUUACACCAUGCAGCUGGUGAUUGUUAUCACCGGGUCAUUCCAUGGCUCCUGGAGAAGCAAGCAGACAUCGAGGCACGCGGGGAGAUUGGCCUCACACCACUAUGUGUGGCUUCCAUUGCAGGAUCAUUCGAAGCUACUGAGGCUCUCUUAUUGAAAGGAGCAAACAUCCAUGCAAAGUCCACAAUUGAGAAAGCAACACCAAUACUUUACGCAAGCCAAAUGUUGAAUUCUCGAUUAUCACUUCUGCUUCUGGAAGCGGCUGUAUCCCUUGCAGAUACGGACCAGAGGAUAUAA
Fusarium subglutinans is the source of this 876-nucleotide messenger RNA. Its product is annotated as nacht and ankyrin domain protein. Gene Ontology annotation, molecular function: protein binding. The transcript has a single exon. NCBI's taxonomy places the organism in Eukaryota, Fungi, Ascomycota, Sordariomycetes, Hypocreales, Nectriaceae. The coding region runs from base 1 to 876 and encodes 291 amino acids. The record is from RefSeq and is a predicted model, not a curated record.